This is a messenger RNA of Chenopodium quinoa (quinoa), 1577 nucleotides long. RefSeq names its product F-box protein SKP2A-like. Gene Ontology annotation, molecular function: protein binding. Gene Ontology annotation, cellular component: SCF ubiquitin ligase complex. Gene Ontology annotation, biological process: SCF-dependent proteasomal ubiquitin-dependent protein catabolic process. The coding region runs from base 126 to 1241 and encodes 371 amino acids. The record is from RefSeq and is a predicted model, not a curated record. Lineage: Eukaryota; Viridiplantae; Streptophyta; Magnoliopsida; Caryophyllales; Amaranthaceae. The transcript is spliced from 5 exons.
UUUCCUCUUUAUAUUUCACAAUUUUCUUGCAAAAAAAAGCAGGCACAAAUCAAUUUGUGCCUUCUGAAAAAAAUUCAAGUACCCAGAAGAGAUAUUCAGCUCAAAACCCUCUUUUUCUUGCAAAGAUGGCAAUGCAAGGUGGAUUAAGGAUUGAAGAUUUGGACUCCUUCAAGAAGCUGAUGGUGUUUAGUGCUGGUCUUGAUGGUGGUGUUAGUGGUGGUGUUGAAAUGAGUGGUGAGAUGUCAGCACAGUGGAAAGAUAUCCCUAUGGAGUUGCUCCUGCGAAUCGUGACACUUGUUGAUGAUCAGACAGUUAUCAGGGCUUCUGGGGUGUGCAGUGGAUGGAGGGAUGCGAUUUGCCUUGGGCUAACGCGUCUUUGUCUAUCAUGGUGCAAUAACGACAUGAACAACUUAGUCCUUUCGCUUGUGCCAAAAUGUACAAAUUUGCGGACCUUGAUACUUCGUCAAGAUAAGGCGCAGCUUGAGGAUAAUGCUGUUGAGGCAAUAGCAAACUUCUGCCAUGACCUACAGGAGCUCGACUUGAGUAAAAGCUUCAAACUAACUGAUUGCUCUCUUUAUGCAUUGUCUCAUGGUUGCCCAAAUCUCACAAAGCUGAAUAUCAGCGGAUGUUCAGCUUUCAGUGAUACUGCACUUGCAUAUUUGGCUAGCUUUUGUAAAAAGUUGAAGUCAAUAAAUCUAUGUGGAUGUGUGAGGACUGCAACUGACAAGGCAUUGCAGUCCAUUGCAUAUAACUGCAAGGAUCUCCAGAUUCUCAAUCUGGGAUGGUGUGAAAAUGUUGGGGAUGUGGGAGUGACAAGUCUCGCAUAUGGUUGCCCCAAUUUGAGAGCCCUCGACUUGUGUGGCUGUGUACUUAUAACAGAUGAGAGUGUGAUUGCUCUGGCAAACGGAUGCCCUCACCUUAAAUCUCUGGGUCUAUACUAUUGCCAGAACAUCACGGACCGAGCAAUGUAUUCUCUGGCUCAGAGCUGUGUCAGAAACAAGCACGGUGUAUGGCAGUCUAUUAAAAGCAGAUACGAAGACAACGGCCUUGUGAACCUCAACAUCAGUCAGUGUACUGCUCUUACACCUCAUGCUGUUCAGGCUCUAUGUGAUUCCUCCCCUGCCCUUCACACAUGUCCUGGACGGCAUUCUCUUAUCAAAAGUGGUUGUCUUAAUUUGACGACCGUGCAUUGUGCCUGCGCUGUCCAAGCUCACCGCGCUGCAAGCACAACUGCGCAUUGAGAGAGAUUGUUCAAAUCUCAAUGAUCAAUAUCUUCCUGUUGUAAACAAAGGUGGUCUUCUGUUUUAUUUAAUCCUUGUAGGAAGUGUUUUGUACUGCUUUUUUAAGCUCAAAAACAAUGAAAAAGCUAGAGUUGUGGAAGAAGCUGACUUUAAUAUGUUGCUGUACUUUUGUUAGGCUUUGAAGAACUUGAUAACAGUGACUUUGACUCGUGAAUGUGGUCCAAAAUUUGUAUAUACAAGUAGUUAUUUUCUGAAGCACUGCUGGGAAGUUUGUUUUAUAUAGGUCCAUUUAUGUAAUCUUCUUUGUUAUGUUAUAUCACAUUCAUCUAUUUUGUU